Dendrobium catenatum is the source of this 2734-nucleotide messenger RNA. RefSeq lists its product as uncharacterized. Bases 112 to 528 code for a protein of 138 amino acids. The record is from RefSeq and is a predicted model, not a curated record. NCBI's taxonomy places the organism in Eukaryota, Viridiplantae, Streptophyta, Magnoliopsida, Asparagales, Orchidaceae. The transcript has 2 exons.
UGGAAUAAAUUAAAAACGGAAAUGUUCAUUUUUAUUGCGGCGUAGAGCUUUAUCACCGCCAUCCUUCUUCCAAUUUCUAAUGCGAUUUUUGGGCUUCGUUUUGCGACGGCGAUGGGCAAUGUAAGAGCUCUCCUCCUCCUCCUGAUCCUCCCCGUCCUGGUCUCCUCCUCCCGCUUUCUACUCCAUGAAGAGCAGCCUCUGCACUCUUCAACCACAAAGCAAAAUAUGGCCACUGCCAUAAGGAAGGGCGGUGGCGGUGGCCAUGGCGGUGGCCAUGGCGGUGGCCGUGGCGGUGGCCGUGGAGCCCGUGGAGAUAGUAAUGGCUCUUCAUCUUCAUCUUCUUCUUCACCAUAUGGUAAAGCCAUUCCCUUGAUAACAGAGGGAUCUGUUCUUCCGAAGAGUUUAGGUGCUUCUUCCCAUAAGCACAAGCACAAUUCAGCUCACAGUGGCUACAGUUUCUCCAUUGCUACCUUGCUCAUCGUCUCUGCGUUCUGGCUCGACUCACUGGCUUGUUUGUGUAGUUUUUAAUAUUAGAAAGAAAUAUGAAAGUAUGAUCCAUACUAGGGAAUCUACAGGAAUAUCUAUAUGGGUUUUCUGGUUUUUCUCAUUACUUUCUUCUAUGAAAUACAGUGCAUAUAUAUAUAUAUAUAUAUAUGGAAUAAUACAGAUACAUCGAUUGGAUCAUAGUAAACCGAGAAGUUAUAAAGCAGGGGUGUAGAUGUUUUGUUCUGAAAUUGCUGCAGAGAAUAAGAGAUUGUGGAGCAGACAAAACAGUUGAGUUGAAAGUGAUUUGUUAUCAUUAAAUAGUGAGGGACUGCAUACUAACUUUAUCAGGCACCUUCAAAUUGAUCAGCUAAGGUUGGAUGGUUAAUUUAUCUCUAAGAUAAUGAAAUAUGAUAUUCGGCAAUUUGAUCAUGGUAAGAAGCAAGGUAAAUUAUAACUGUUUUAAAUUUCAAUGUCUUUAGUUUUCAUAUGAAAAAAAUGGAUUGCUUGCGAGAGAGAUUGUUGAAAUAUUGUCACAGUAAAUGGGAGAGGGAGCUCAAGUGUCGAUACGAAAAUCUUUAGGCGGUUUUCUUAGCCAAAUAAGUUCUGCUUCUAUGGACGAGCGAGCUAAAGUAGUUUGCUUCUUUGUGGCCCAAGAAAUGUGAGCCAGUUCAAGAAAAAUACAGUAUCAUGUAAUUGAUUUGCGAUCAAUUUUAUCCUUUGCCCAAUCGACAUCUGCAAAGGUAUGGAUGGCAAAGUUGCCCGAGUAGAUAGGUAGUCCAAAAUUCAAGGCACCUUGAAUUUAUCUUAGAAUAUAUUUAAGUAUAAUGAAGUGCUGAAUUUGAGGAGAAUGCAUGUGUUGACACACAUGAUUUACAUCAUAAGUAAGAUCAGGGCGAGUUAAUGUUAAGUAUUGUAAUGAACCAACAUUGUGAUGGUAUAGGGAUGGGCCUGAAAAUGGUCUUUCAGAUGAAGGCAAAACAGGUUGCUUGCUGGGCAAUGGACUGAGUAUGGGCUUGCAAUCACUCAUUCCAGCCCUUUUAAAAAUAAUAGUAGCAUAGUUGUGUUGAUGAAGAAGUAUACCAGUGCUGAUAGAGAUGCCUGUAGGCCAAGAAAGUUAGCUAAUGGACCCAGUAUUUUCAGCUGAAAUCUGGACAGCAAAUGUGAUAGCAGUGCUGACCAAGAAGCAGAAUUAUUGCCCUAUCAUCCACUUAGAUCAAUAGAUACAAUAGUUGAUCUUGCUUUUCAUUAAUAAAGAGGAGGUGAUUUAACAGCAAUAGUACAACAUGUAGAAUCAAUGGGUGAAGUAGAAUGAUGUAGAAGUCUGAAGAUUAGUUUUGGUUUGAGAUUACCUGUUUUUGGCCAAGUGAGCAUAGGAUAUUCUAUGGGAGAUGGAGGAGGUGCAGGUAUAUAUGGUGAAGGAAGAACAGGGGGAGAUAGAGUUUACAUCUAAAAGCAAGGUGGGAGUAGUUUCAAUAAUGUGAUGAUGCUUGCGUUCAACAAUCCCAUUUUGUUGGGGUGUAUAACCCAUUAUUGUUGGAACUUUGAAGUAGAAGUCGAUUGGUCUUCGAAGCCUUUAUUUGAAAACUAUGGGGAAGAAAUAAGAUUAAAAUAAUUUUUUUGUGAAGUUAGUUGAUUAACAUAUAGAAGUUUAUGUUUAAGUAGUGAAACAAAAUAAAGAGCUUGCGUGUGGGGGUGGGUAAAAUACCUCUACCAGAUGCACCAAUAAGCAAAGUGUGCCCAUUACCUACAACUGUAUUUUGAGUUCAAGUAAUCAAUCAGUAGAAAUAAGUUGUGAAUUCGGAGCAGCCAAUGCUGUGAAUGGUUGAGUUGGUGGUUGAUAUGACAAAACUGAAAGAAUGAACCCAUUUUAAGAGAUCUGACAUUCAAUAGAAAUGUUCCUACUACGACCACCAUGAGCUUAAUUAUUUCUUCCACCUUUGAAGCCUAGUCUUCCAUGAUAUUGUGUAAGAGGUAUGUAUCUGCCACGACCUUGACCUCGAUAUGCAUUGAGAGCUUCUUGAGAUUCAAAACAAUCAGGAAGGUGAGUAUCAGGCAGAGCUUCAACAACCAAUGUAAUCUCUUCACUAUAGACCAAUGUAGUUUGGUGUAUAUGGCGGUUUUGAAUGUAUGAUAUAAUGCAGGAAGUCCAUUCAACGUAUAUAAAAUAACGAUCUUCUGUGUAUAUGGAAGUUUAUGUAGAAUUUAUGGCAUCAACCUUAGAUUUUAUAAGAAACAGAUAUUGGGUCAU